Penaeus indicus is the source of this 6314-nucleotide messenger RNA. RefSeq lists its product as uncharacterized. Gene Ontology annotation, molecular function: heparin binding. NCBI's taxonomy places the organism in Eukaryota, Metazoa, Arthropoda, Malacostraca, Decapoda, Penaeidae. Gene Ontology annotation, cellular component: cell surface. The transcript has 41 exons. Bases 78 to 6263 code for a protein of 2061 amino acids. The record is from RefSeq and is a predicted model, not a curated record.
ACUUAAUAGAAAAAUACGUCGUCUCUUCCGAUAAAGAAGAAAGACCUGACACUAGUGAAACCAUCGGUGUGAAGUCCAUGAUGUGGACCAUAACCACGGUGGUACUAUUCCUCCUUGGGGGAAUGGCUGCUGGGUUGCCUGAGAUGCCAUCGGUGGGCGAUCUGAUUGAUGCUGUAGGAGAGAGGCCCUUCAGAUCACUGAGGGAUUUGAAUGACUAUACAAAUAGUCUUCUUGAUCUUGCUAACCAUCAUAUGGCAAGGUCUUUCGCAGCAGAGACGCGACGAUACAAAAGGGCCUUUGAUGAGACUUCAAUUGUAAUAAGUGGUACAGCAGGAUUUGGCACGGGAUACACGUUUGCCAUGGACGACUUGUCAAAGUUUAAUUCUACAAAUCUUCUUGGUGUGACCAAACUAACGGUGCAUGAUGGCCAAAACAACGCAUACUGGAUUUUGACUUAUGACGGGGCUCAAAAGCAGCAUGCUGUAGUUGCAGUUGAUCCAACUUUGAGCUUGUUGAAACUAGUAACCACUUUUCAAUUGCCUGAAUUUCCAGUCUUGGGAGAAUGCGAAGCCUACAUCCACAACGGAGUACUGUGGGUGGUAAUAUCGAGUGUGGACAAGAACAUGAUCAAAACGCUUAGUGUGGACCUACUCACAUCGAAUAUGGAUAUGCCCCAAGUCCUCCAAGUAAAUGGGAUAGUAGGGGGGAUGCAUCUAUUUGAAGAUGGUGCCAGUUUGUAUCUGGCGACUGGUAUAAGAAGUGCCAUUAAACAAGAGUUGGCACCAGACUCGAGUCUCUACAAACUAGUCGGUCAUCACUUCGAUAGGCUGGAUGAAAUCUCAUUCAGAUGUCGCAAUGUGACUAGCAUAACUGGCUUCAAAAAUAGAGGAGAAUACUACUUGAUCUUUGGCACAUCCAAUGCUGGAGGUUCCCAUGUGUACAAGUUCAAUGAAGCCUUGAGUACCAUGUAUUUAAGCCAAAUACUAAAUGAGGUGGAAGUCUCUAGCACUGCAUACUUCUAUGAGCGGCAAGAGGGUAAACACUAUGUAAUCCUGAAUACUGGUGUUGAAGCAGUUCUCUACCGCUUUGAAGGGCUAGGAUUUCUCCUAUGGCAAACUCUGGAAACGCAAGCCCCCAUACCAGCUAUUACAAGCCUCGAGUCUUUCACGCUUCCAUCACUUGAAACGAUUCUCAUGACUUCCCGUGGAGAUAGUGUGACCUUUUACUCGGAUGAUGUGUAUGGUUACUUCAAGCUUGCCUUCGUAAUGCAAACCCACUGCCAAUCCAUACACAAUCUGCUUAUGAAAAAAAUGCGCAACACUUAUGUGAUUGUGUAUGUCUGUAAUGAAGGUCUAGAAAGCAGCCUCGACUCUAGAGAAGUGAUCAUGGAUGAAGUGAAUUUAGAAAAACCGAAAGACAUGGAAGACCUUCUUCUAGACUGCCUCAUUGACUUGGAAGGAGACCUGGAAGCAAGGAAACCAACUGUAUCUUGGCUUGAACAGGCCAUUGCAGAUGAAGUUGUGAUGACUAAUGAUGUAUCACAGACCUGGCAAGAAACGCAAGUCUUUGCAGCUGGUCUGACUGUUACUGGCACAACGGGUAUCCUCCAGACUGCAACUAUAAACGGCCAGGGUACAACACAACCAAAUGCAGAAACUUUCGACGAGUUUUACUCCAAAACUGUUACCCUGGAGGAUGGUGUAGAAGUCCUCGGUGAUAGCUUGAGUGAUGUUUUGUACCUCUCGACAAACCAAGUACUUUCUGGGUCAGUUGUUGCGUCUGUCAUAACUGCAGACAAACUAGAAUCGAAUAGCACACGGGUCACAAAGUUGAAUGAAAUGCCAGUGCUGGAUAUGUCAAACACCUUCAUGAUUGAUGGAAUAGACCAGAAUAUAAUGUCUUCCAUGUAUAUUCAUUCACUAGAGACAGAUGUCUUUUCUACAAGAGAGCAAGGCUCCUCUGCAUCUAUUAAUAACGUGCUUACCAACCAGUUCAUGAGAACUUCCGUAACUUCUCAAGAAGUAACGGGUAACCACCACUACAGUGACAUUCUUGUAAACCACAUCCAUGGCAAGCAGGGUGAUGGAUCUCCACUCUCAAUUAAUGGCAUAGACACCAAUAAAAUUGUUACUAAAGGAAACAAUUUUACCUUUGUGGACAAGAAAACGUUCAAUAGCCUGACUGUUCUACAGGAGUUAGAUGUCCAACUUGUCAAUGACGUCGACCUAUCUGAUCUUUCAAGCCAUUUGGUGUACAAGAAUACAUUCAGGCACCAAAUACUGGAUGGAUCUUUUACUCUACAUGAUGUAAUUGUGGAUGGUAAUGUUGACGUUAAAAACAUCAAUAACGUGGACAUGAAACAACUGAAUACAAUGGUUGUCAGAACUUCUGGAGACUUUACAUUAUCUGGUGAUGUAAACUACCAAAAUGACUUCCACGUGUCUGGAAACCUGCUCAGCCCAACACUGAAUGGAAUUGUUAUGGAUAACAUAGUAGAUAAGGAUACUACUCACAUUAAUGGUCUCUACACCUUUACAAAUGCUAACGUUAAAACGGCUGUUGGCUGCUCCAACAUCAAUGGAAUAAAUCUAAGUGCUGAUGUUGUGACCGUCGAUGCUGACCAGACUAUAUUGGGUAGUCUAACCUUCACUGACGACGUGUUAGUGACUGGCCCUGCUGGAGUAAGGAUGCUUGAGUCGGUUACCAUUAAUAAUAUCGACCCCUAUAGCCUCGAUAAGAUGGAUGACCAUGGUAACCUGUUCGUAGAAAGGGAUGUGGUCUUUAGUGCACCACUUCAUGUGACAGAGGACGUAGAUGUUGAUGUUGUCAAUGCAUUGGCACUGGAAGGCAUGGAAAACCGUUACUGGAGAAAGAGCACUGAUCAAGAAAUUGAUGUUUUGCCACUUAUUGGAUCUACCACUUUCAGCAAGCCUGUGACGGCUAAGAACAUUAACAGCCACCAGAUGGCAGACUUUUUGUCUGUAACAGGCUCCCAAACCAUCAAUGGAGCAUAUACCUUCCAGGGAUUGGUAACUGUAGAUGGAAACCUCCAAGUAACGGAUGGCAAGAAAAUCGAUGGUGUCGAUGUAUCAUCACUGCAUGAUAACUUGGUAACUCUGUCUGAUAAUCAAGACAUCGAAGCAGAGACCUCAUUUGGGAAGCUCGCCAUAUUGGGUGACUUGGUGCUGAAUGGUGACCUCAAUGGAUGGGAUGUUGUGACCGAUUUUGUACGGCUUGAUCAAUCCCUACCUCAAACUGGGAGCCUUAACUUCAUUGACAAAACUACUGCAACAUCUCUGCAGCUCUCUAGUGCAGACAUUACUGUUCAGAGCCUUAAUGGAAUGAAUGUGCAGGCUGCUGCAGAAGAUUUGGUCUUGGUAAAUGAAGACGCAUCACUUGCUGGGCCCCUGAAGUUCACAUCUAGCACAACAGCAACCAACCUCCAUGUUAGUGGAUUGGUUGACGGCGUUGAUGUGUCGGAUCUUGUGGACCGCAGCCUUAAGAAGACCUCUGCUACACCACAAGCAGUAACAGGGACCAUAACCGUAAAUAAGGAAGUUCACUUUGAUCAGAGCCCAUCUCUGGCUACGGUUAACGGCAAGGACUGGACCACCCACCUCGACAAGGUUGUGCCACAACACUACAACGGAGCAAUUGGCGGAAAGAAGACCUUCACAAAGCCAGUUUCUAUAUCUAGCAACUUCAACCCAACCACCAUAAACGGAUUUAGUGUAGCUCCCCUAACAGACAGAAUACUGACCAAGAGUACAAGCCAGGUUGUUGGCAGCAAGUACACCAUCAGUGGGGAAGUUGUGGCUACUAAUGUGGUUGCAGCAGAAAUUGAUGGAGUAUUGGCCUCCAAUCUGCUCCUCAAAGACGAAAGCAGUUCAGUGGCUGGCAUUGUGGAUUUUGCUGAGAACUUGAUUGUUGCUGAUGUAACAUCCGAUUCAGGAGUUCUUGAUGGAUGCAAUUUAGUUCAGUUGAACACCUCAACAAUCUGGAAAAACGCCAAUGAAGAUGUGGUGAUACCAUUCAACAUGGCAGUAACUAAUCUUUUGGUAAAGAAAGAAGCAACUGCAAAUGCUGCAGUAAAAGCUGGAACAAGCAACAUGGAUAUCUUCCAUUUCCUGGAUAAGCUAGUAACAAAGUCUUCUAACCAAGAAAUAUCUGGCACUGUGGAAUUCGUGAGUGACUUGUCUGUGAAUGAUCUUGCAACAAACACCAUAGAUGGCACUAAUGUAGACUCUCUCUAUGCAUUGACUGUUAUGGACAAUGAAGCCAGUGUAAUCAACUGUAACACCGACUUCACCAAACUUCUGACGGUUGGUAACCUGAAGGUAAAAACCUCCCUGCAUGGAUCUGGUGUUGAAGGGGUGCUGAUAGAUGCAAUGAAUGUGACGGAUGUAAAUAUCCAUGCAGUCCACUUGACAGGUGGACCAUAUCUGAUAACUGGCGAUAAAACCUUCAGCAGUGGUCUUUCUGUUGGAGAACUUGUUAUUUCUGAAUCGUUAGCUGGAGUACCUGUAGCCAACUUGGCAGUGCUCUCGGAGAAUUCUGGACCCAUUAUGGAUACCGCCUUCAUCCCUCCUACUGACCUAGUCUUCAAAGCACCUAUCUUGAUAAAGGGAGAUUUAGAGGUAAAAGGGCUGUUGGAUAAUGUAAACCUUGAGCAGCUCCUAUCUGACAGGAUCAAACUAGAUGCUACUGAAACUUUAAGCUCGUCUACUAAAUUUGAUGGAGUGAAAGUGGAAGGUGACCUCCACGUUGAAACCAUAGAUGGAGUCCUGGUGUCGGAUAUAGUCUUUAAGUCGGGAAGGGUGCAGCAAGAGAUUGAAGGAGUUAAAACCUUUACUGGAGGGCUACAUGUAGUGGGUGAAACGCAGGCCCCUGUGAUAAAUGGAGUAAAUAUUCUGGACUUGAACAAUAAUGUAGUCCGGAAAGACCGGUCAGCAACAAUAACUAAAGAACUGGUCUUUGAGAGGGCAUCAGAAUGCCAAGUAGAUGUGUUGGUACAAGGAGAUGUAAAUGGUUAUGAUCUUUCUGAAACUGACUACAAAACCUCGGUACUACAAGGAAAUAUUCAAGCGGCAAAUGACCGCUUGGUUAACCUCAACUCUACUCUCUCAACAAUCCAUGUUGAGACCAAGCUACUAGCCUGUGGAAUGUAUGAAACCUACCACUUUGGAGAAAAAAUAAAUGAUAAGGCCAUAUCCAUUUCUGGAAGAAUGAGUUAUGGAACAUUUGGAGGUGCUUCGGUAAUGGCUGUGCGGGAAUGCAGUGACUACGAAUGCAAUUGCCCUAUGCAAUAUGCUCUCUACGAAGUUGAUGAUAACGGUAGUACAAGCCACAUAGAGACGGACGUAAACUCUGCUUUCAUCUUCAGUACCGAAGGUUAUGGAGGCACUGGAAUACUUAGCAGCUGUGCCAAUGGCGGUUCAAGUACUGUAAAGCUGUUGCUGAACAAUAUAGAAACGGACCUACCACAAGGAUCAACACUAGGGAUUAUUGCAGACGCAAAAUCCUUCAGUACCAGUGAUGGCACCUACAUAGUGACCGCAGGUGCAAUUUCUAACUCGAAUACUGCUACAACAAAAGUCAGUGUCUUGAAGCUGCGAAACAAUGCCAUAGAUAUAACUUGGUCUCUGGAUACUUCCUAUAGUGCUUCAACAUUGGACUUGACUUUGGGAGACCAAGGUUGGCUGCUGUUAGUAGCUAACUUGAUGGCAGCAAAUGAUACUGUUGAUCCCUUCAUGGCACCAUCACAACUCUAUCUCUGGUCUACUGCAGAAGAAAAGUUCACCCUUGUUCAAGAGUUUAUGGGUCAACAUGUGACUUCGGGUAUCUUUUUGAAUUCGAGGAAGAAUCUACAAGAAAAAUUCUUUACUCUGGCCCAGUAUAAAACGGCAAAAUCGCAAGUACAGGGAACAAAGUCUAAUACAAAAGUGCAGGUGUUCAAGUACUUAGACUCUGGUUAUGUCCCAUUCGAGAGUUUACCAACAUUUGGAGCUAUUGCCCAAACUUCGAUCUCCAUAGGAGAUGACCUCUACUUGGCAGUACUUUCAGACUUUACAAAUACCCUAGAUGUCUAUGAACUAUUGCCGUCUGAGGGAUUCCACCUGCAGCAGAGCAUCGCCGUAUGCGAGACUCCCAUUGACAUGAAGAAGAUUGAUAAGACUGAAGAUUUGCUUAUUAUUUCUUGUGCAAACCCAAGUCGUAUGAUAACCAUAAGAUUAAAUGCCAAAGGAUACUCUUACAGAUCAUAAGUGAAGUGUGGAACUUGUUUAUUUUAACUUUUAAUAUAUAUAUCUAUGGUA